Molecule: messenger RNA, 732 nt
Organism: Plasmodium malariae
Lineage: Eukaryota; Apicomplexa; Aconoidasida; Haemosporida; Plasmodiidae
Product: conserved Plasmodium protein, unknown function
Exons: 2
Coding region: 1-732 (243 amino acids)
Source: RefSeq, a predicted model, not a curated record
AUGUAUAAACAUCCUAACUCCAUGAUAGUAGUGCUCUUAGAAGCACAAGGAUGUGACGAGAUAAAGUUAAUAGAAGAACAGUACCGAAAUAUCCUAAAAUUAAAAGCGCGCAAUAGCGUAUCGAGUAAUGAAAAAAUAGCUAGUAUAAGUAAUCACAGUCAUAUGAAUUCUUCUCCAAAUAAUAGUAAUAGUAAUAAGCACAUCGUAGAAAAUGAAGAAAUAAGUAGUAACGAUUUAAUGAAUAUAAAAUUUAGUCAAAGUGGACCACAUAAGAGACAUCAUGAUUUUUACAAUAACAAAAAUUCCUUUCAGCAUUACUUGAAAAAAUUAAAAACAUGUAGAAUUGACUCCGAUGAUUUGAGAAGGACACUUUUAGAAAAACGUAUUGCUUAUGAUCGUGAAAAUCAAAUUAUUAAAACGAUUCAAGAUGAUGAAAAGAAAGGGAUGGGUAUGGGUAGUGAAUCAAAUUCUUCUUCAUCAAAUCAUGAAGGCUUACACUUAUAUAGAAAACUUAAUUUUCUUAAUAAAAAUAAUAGAAGCAAGUCAAAAAAUAAAAAUAGAAAAAGAAAAAGAAUUAAUGCAAAAUUUGAUAAAAAAUUUAUUCUAAAAUGUAGAACGUGUAAAUUUAUUAACCCUAAUGGAUUUAAUAUGGGUGAUUAUUACACUUGUCAAAAUUGUGGAUAUAACGAUUUUUCCGUUAUCAGAUCGAGUUCACCCAAUAACGGGGAGUAG